Messenger RNA from Porites evermanni, 309 nucleotides. NCBI's taxonomy places the organism in Eukaryota, Metazoa, Cnidaria, Anthozoa, Scleractinia, Poritidae. The record is from the annotation of a GenBank genome assembly.
CCUAUAGCCGUAGAACGGAUUCAGCUUGAAGAAGAAGAGCGUGUGGCCUUUGGCUGCCGAGAGGAGGGUUGCAUAAAAGUUUACCAAAGUCACAGCAGCCUUCAGCGUCACCUUGAUGCUGGGAAACACCUUCUAGCGUUAGAGAGAGAGUCCACGUAUGACGUGAUAAGAAAAAGUGGGCCGAAACCUGCAAGUCAAUUUCUGGUAGCUACGUGGAAGCAGCUCAGCCGCCCACAUCUGCAUCCGCCUCAGUUUGCCACAGCCAGUCGGAAGACCCGCUGCCAACAGCUGACAUGGGCUGGGCAUUAA